CACAAAUCUCAAACCACUCUCUCUUCUACACAACAGCAACAAACACUCCAACUCUCCCAAACGAUUCUGUCGCAAUGGAAACCACAGGAAAAGUGAAGAAGGCUUUCGGAGGAAGGAAACCCGGUGGCCCCAAGACCAAAUCCGUCUCCAAAUCCACCAAAGCCGGUCUCCAAUUCCCUGUCGGAAGAAUCACUCGUUUCCUCAAGAAGGGACGUUACGCACAGAGACUCGGUGGUGGUGCUCCCGUCUACAUGGCCGCCGUUCUCGAGUACCUCGCCGCAGAAGUUUUGGAGCUUGCUGGUAACGCAGCUAGAGACAACAAGAAGUCGAGGAUCAUCCCGAGGCAUCUUCUUUUGGCGAUAAGGAACGAUGAAGAGUUGGGGAAGCUUCUGAGUGGAGUCACGAUCGCUCACGGUGGUGUGUUGCCGAACAUUAACUCUGUUCUUUUGCCUAAGAAGUCUGCUAAGUCGUCUGAGGAAGCUGCGCCAAAGUCGCCAGGAAAAUCUCCCAAGAAGGCUUAAUCUUCUCGAUCGUUUGCUUUUAAAGUCACCAGUUUAGUUGUGUGUUUGGUUUAUUUUGUAGAAAUAUCUAGCUUUUGGUUAUGUAAUUUUGGAUUUGACUUCUCUUCAGAUCCAAACUUUUUCUAAGUAACAUUUUAUAAAAUCUUCGCAUCGCACCUAUCG
Molecule: messenger RNA, 683 nt
Organism: Eruca vesicaria subsp. sativa (arugula)
Lineage: Eukaryota; Viridiplantae; Streptophyta; Magnoliopsida; Brassicales; Brassicaceae
Source: the annotation of a GenBank genome assembly